AUGGUGUUUUUGAAGAAUCGUCGAUUCUUGCGUAGAAAUCAUCCAUACCGAAAGCAGGCUGCAGCAUUUGACAACACGAUUGAGAAUGAAGUCGCCCCUGAACCAUUAAGUGGAGAAGAGGUUCUGGCAAGGGUUGAAGGACUGCCUUGUGAGUUUGGAAAAACUCAAAAGCCUGCCAAGCGAGGUGAUCAACCCAGACCUUGCUGGAAAAAAAAAAGCAUGUUCUUUGAACUUGAAUACUGGAAAUAUAUUCCAAUACGCCAUAUUCUUGAUGUGAUGCACAUUGAGAAGAAUUGUUGUGAUGCCAUAAUUGGGACCCUCUUGAAUAUUCCUGGCAAGACAAAGGAUGGAGUUGCUUGCCAUUUGGACAUGGUCGAUAUGGGCAUCAAAACUGACUUGAAAGUGGUAGCUGGGGAGAAAAAGGCCAAGUUGCCUUUGGCUAGUUGGAAUUUGCUGCAUCAUGAGAAAAAAAUAGUCUGCAUAUCCUUUUUUGGAAUGUCAGUUCCUACACGCUUUUCCUCAAAUAUUAGUAAUUUGGUCUCCAUGGAAGAUUUAAAACUGGUCGGUCUUAAGUCACAUGACUGCCACACAGUGAUGCAGUACCUACUCCCUGUUGCAUUAAGAUCAGUUCUAGAGAAGCCUGUUAGGUAUGCCAUUAUUCGGUUCUACCUAUUUUUUAAGGCAAUUUGUAGUAAAGUCAUAGAUGUUUCUAGACUUAAACAAAUGCAAGCAGAUCUGGUUGAUACCGUUUGUUUGCUUGAAAAAUUCUUCCCACCUUCAUUUUUCGACAUUAUGAUUCAUCUAACAGUACAUCUUGUUAGAGAAGUUGAACGGUGUGGCCCUGUGUUUUUCCGAUGGAUGUUCCCAUUCGAGAGGUACAUGAAAGUACUCAAAGGGUAUGUUAAAAAUCGACAUUUUCCUGAGGGCUGCAUGGCUAAGAAGUAUAUUGUUGAAGAAGCUGUAGAGUAUUUAGAAGUGCGUAUCCAUUCUGAAGGUGGUAUCACUGUGGGAAUUCCAUCGACAAGCAAAGCUGGAAACUACAAACAAAGUAGGCCCUUAUCACGACCAACUAUCACAUAUGUGUACAGAAAGCAGAUGCAUCUUGCACACCUUUGUGUCUUACAAAAUACUGAAGACGUCUAG
This is a messenger RNA of Fragaria vesca subsp. vesca, 1143 nucleotides long. RefSeq lists its product as uncharacterized. Lineage: Eukaryota; Viridiplantae; Streptophyta; Magnoliopsida; Rosales; Rosaceae. The record is from RefSeq and is a predicted model, not a curated record. The transcript has a single exon. Bases 1 to 1143 code for a protein of 380 amino acids.